Messenger RNA from Drosophila gunungcola (fruit fly), 3013 nucleotides. RefSeq names its product cytosolic 10-formyltetrahydrofolate dehydrogenase. The coding region runs from base 124 to 2865 and encodes 913 amino acids. Gene Ontology annotation, cellular component: cytoplasm. Gene Ontology annotation, molecular function: aldehyde dehydrogenase (NAD+) activity; formyltetrahydrofolate dehydrogenase activity. The record is from RefSeq and is a predicted model, not a curated record. The transcript has 3 exons. Lineage: Eukaryota; Metazoa; Arthropoda; Insecta; Diptera; Drosophilidae. Gene Ontology annotation, biological process: biosynthetic process; one-carbon metabolic process; 10-formyltetrahydrofolate catabolic process.
CGGUUCAGCGAAAGGAAAUCGAGGAAAACUGUGAUACUUAUACUAGUUUGUCAAGUGAAUUUUAAAAAAGCUACAACAACGAAAAGUGUGGAUUUAAAAAGUGCUGAACAAGUGUCACCAACCAUGGCUCUAAAACUGAAAAUAGCCAUUAUUGGGCAGAGCAACUUUGCCGCUGAUGUUCUGGAGCUGUUGCUGGAGCGUUCGAAUGUCCAGAUUGUGGGCGUGUUCACAAUUCCGGACAAGGGCAGUCGCGAGGACAUCCUGGCCACCACUGCCGCCGCGCACAAGAUACCUGUCUUCAAGUUUUCCGGCUGGCGCCGCAAGGGCGUGGCUCUGCCCGAGGUGCUGGAGCAGUACAAGUCGGUGGGCGCCAACCUGAACGUGCUGCCCUUCUGCUCCCAGUUCAUUCCCAUGGAGGUGAUUGAUGGGGCGCCGCUGGGCAGCAUCUGCUAUCAUCCCUCCAUCCUGCCACGCCAUCGGGGAGCCAGUGCCAUAUCCUGGACCCUCAUCGAGGGUGAUGAGGUGGCCGGUUUCAGUAUCUUCUGGGCGGAUGACGGCCUGGACACUGGACCGCUGCUCCUCACGCGCCAGACGAACCUGGAGCCCACGGACACACUGGACACCAUCUACAAGCGGUUCCUGUACCCCGAGGGCGUCAAGGCCAUGGGCGUGGCCGUGGACAUGGUGGCCAGUGGCACGGCUCCGAAGAUAACCCAAACGGAGGUGGGGGCCACCUAUGACCCGGCCAUGUUCAAGGUGGAAAACCAGAUGAUCAAUCUGCAGCAGUCGGCGGAGAGAAUUUGGAACUUUGUCCGUGGCUUGGACUCAGUUCCCGGAGCAGUGGCCACUGUGAUCGAAGCGGAUGGCACGGAGGAGCAGGUUCGUCUGUUCGGCGCCCAUCUGUACUCCGCUGGACCCGUCUCCAAUGGCCAGCCACUGCGCUUGAAGGGUCUGACCAAGCCAGCUUGGAUCCACAGUGCUGGUCUCCUCAUCGAGGGCACCGAUGGCGCCUUUGUCAACAUUCGCCGGAUCAAGCGGGGCUCCAAGGUGAUCGGUGCCAGUGAUUGGUUCAAGCAGGCGGAUCAGCAGCCCAUCACCGAUUUCACGGAUGAUGAGCUGGCCAAGCGAACUCUGCUUGCCGGAAUCUGGCAGGCCAUACUCAAGGAUGAAAUCGAGGCUUCCACCGACUUUUUUGCAGCAGGCGCUGGCUCCAUGGACGUAGUGCGUCUGGUGGAGGAGGUCAAGGAGGCCUUCGACGUUCCCCUGGAAAACGAGCAGGUCUUCAUGGCGCCCGUAUUCGAGGAGUUCUUCGGCCUGCUGGUGAGGAUUAUCCGCCAGGGAAGUGGCGGUGCCGCUGGCCAGCAGUUGGACUUUGAGGGAUUCACAUUGAGGGCCAACAAACGGGAGAUCCGAGUGCCCACCCAGCUGUUCAUCAAUGGUGAGUUUGUGGAUGCCGAGGGCAAGCGCACACUGGACAUUGUCAAUCCCACCGACGAGGAGGUGCUCUGCCAGGUGGCCUGUGCCACCGCCAACGAUGUGGACAAGGCGGUGCAGGCGGCCCACUCCGCCUUCUACGGAUCGUGGAAGCAGAUCUCAUCCAGACAGCGUGGCCAGCUGAUGCUCAACCUGGCCGAUCUGAUGGAGCGGCACAAGGAGGAGCUGGCCACCAUUGAGUCGGUGGACUCGGGUGCCGUUUACACGCUGGCCCUGAAGACCCACGUGGGCAUGUCCAUCGAUGCGUGGCGCUACUUUGCCGGCUGCUGCGACAAGAUCCAGGGCAGCACCAUACCCGUCAAUCCGGCCAGGCCCAACAAUGUGCUGACCUUCACCCGCAAGGAGCCGAUCGGGGUGUGUGGUCUGAUCACGCCCUGGAACUACCCCCUGAUGAUGCUGUCCUGGAAAAUGGCCGCCUGCAUUGCCGCCGGAAACACCUGUCUGAUCAAGCCGGCGCAGACCUGUCCCCUUACCGCUCUCAAGUUCGCCGAGCUGACUGUCCUGGCCGGAUUUCCACCGGGCGUGAUCAAUGUCCUGCCCGGCAAGGGAUCGGAGGCAGGUCAGGCUGUGGCCGACCAUCAACUGGUGCGCAAGCUGGGCUUCACCGGCUCCACGCCCGUGGGCAAGCACAUCAUGAAGUCCUGCGCCGACUCCAAUCUGAAGAAGUGCUCCUUGGAGCUGGGCGGCAAGAGUCCAUUGAUUGUCUUCGCCGACUGCGAUAUGGACAAGGCGGUCAAACAUGGCAUGUCUUCGGUGUUCUUCAACAAGGGAGAGAACUGCAUCGCCGCUGGACGACUGUUCGUGGAGGAUCGUAUCCAUGACGAGUUCGUGCGACGCGUCCUCAAGGACCUGCGCACCAUGACCAUUGGCGAUCCGCUGAACCGGUCGACGGCCCACGGACCGCAGAACCACAAGGCGCACUUCGACAAGCUGCUGGACUUCUGCCAAAGGGGCGUGGCCGAGGGCGCCCAACUGGUGUACGGCGGAUGCCGGGUGCCGAAUCUCAAGGGCUACUUCUUCACGCCCACGGUAUUCACGAACGUUACGGACGACAUGUACAUUGCGCAGGAGGAGUCCUUCGGACCGAUCAUGAUAAUCUCCAAGUUCAAUGGCAGCGACGUGGACUCCCUAUUCCAGCGGGCCAAUCGAACGGAGUACGGCCUGGCCAGUGGCGUCUUCACCAAGGACAUUGGCAAGGCCCUCAGCUUCGCCGAUCGCAUUGAGGCCGGCACCGUGUUCAUCAACGUUUACAACAAGACGGACGUGGCCGCUCCCUUCGGUGGCUUCAAGCAGAGCGGCUAUGGCAAGGACCUGGGUCAGGAAGCACUCAAUGAGUACCUGAAGACCAAGUGUGUGACUGUGGAGUACUGAAAUGGGAUAAAGUGAGGUACGGAGAGGAGAAGAGCAACUGAAUCGGGGAGGGGCCAAGCCCAAGAAUGAAAAGACUUUAUGUUUUGCCUAGCUCAUAGUUAUAUGUUUGUGAUGAAACCCUUAUCUAAUAAAUACAACUAAAUUGUCA